AUGAAGCGGAUUGCAACGCGCUUGAAGAAGGACUCGAUGGUGACGAUGCCUAAUUGGCCGGACGAGAAAUGCUCCGAACCCCCACAGCGAUUACAGGGAAUGGUCAGUGUAAAGCGACGAAAACGCCGUGUUAUUAAUAUCUCUCGAAAAUUUCAAGCAGAGUUGACGAACGGGAUUCUUAAAUUCUUUCCCAAAAAGAGGAUGGGAAUCGCCAUAGAACCUGAGUUCCAAAUUGAUCUAGCCAAGGCUACCGUGAUGUACGACGAGAAGCGCAUUGUCUUGAUUCUAAAGGUAGCGAACGAAGCUCACAGCUUAAUUCCGCUCGAGGAUUCAUUAGAGAGGUGGCGGGAGGCAAUUCUCAAGCAUAGGUUAUAUAGGCAAGAAGCAGUCAAGAAAGGCUUGCAACCGGAUACUACCCAUACUUUGGAAACGAUAUCUGGAUCAGGACCUAGAGAUGAUCAGGGCUGGGAAUCGCACUCAUGCAAUAAGAUGUUCGAUGAAGUUCAUCAAAUGCAAGGCUUAACACUGGAGGUCCUUGAAAAACUCACAAAAACUUAUGAAGAAAUGAGGAAAACUAACCUGGAACUACAGAUCGCGUUGAAAAAUAUCCGAGACGCGUUAAUGAGACCAGUAGAGGCGACGACGUGUUGGACGAGUGCUCCUAGCUCAGUAACACCAACGAAUAUUUCAACGUUCCCGCACUCAAAACUUUCCACUACGAUUCCUACUUCGGUUUUGGAAGGCACCAACUCCUCGAUGGAUUCAAGAGUUCCAGAGGAUUCGGGAUCAGAUGAGGAUGAUGACGAAUAUGGCAAAAAGAAGGAAAACAACCAAAGAAACAAGAAGAAAAGCUGA
This is a messenger RNA of Cooperia oncophora, 855 nucleotides long. The record is from the annotation of a GenBank genome assembly. NCBI's taxonomy places the organism in Eukaryota, Metazoa, Nematoda, Chromadorea, Rhabditida, Trichostrongylidae.